Molecule: messenger RNA, 354 nt
Organism: Fraxinus pennsylvanica
Lineage: Eukaryota; Viridiplantae; Streptophyta; Magnoliopsida; Lamiales; Oleaceae
Source: the annotation of a GenBank genome assembly
AUGUAUAUACAGGCCAUCAGGAAGCCAUCGUUGGACGCUGGACUCUCAGAUAUAUGCAUUGGCAAAUCUGUGGCUCCAACUUAUCUUCCUGCAUGUUAUUUCAAGAACCAAUAUAAACAAGGGGAUGUGCAAGAGUUCAACCUUGUAGACGGUGGUGUUGCUGCCAAUAAUCCGGCAUUAGUUGCCAUCAACCAAAUUACGAAACAGAUUUUGGAUGGAAACCCAGAUUUCUUCCCAAUUAAGCCUAUGGAUUAUGGACGCUUUUUAGUCAUCUCAGUGGGCACUGGCUCGUCAAAGGCACAGCAGAAAUACAGUGCUCAAAAGGCAGCCAAAUGGGGAGAUUUAGGAUGGUAG